Molecule: messenger RNA, 655 nt
Organism: Coregonus clupeaformis (lake whitefish)
Lineage: Eukaryota; Metazoa; Chordata; Actinopteri; Salmoniformes; Salmonidae
Product: serine protease inhibitor Kazal-type 1
Exons: 4
Coding region: 54-296 (80 amino acids)
Molecular function (GO): protein binding; serine-type endopeptidase inhibitor activity
Source: RefSeq, a predicted model, not a curated record
UACGGCUCCCAUGCCCGGUAGUCACCUGCCUACGCACCUUCACAAAAUAUAGAAUGUGGAACUUUACACAGCUGACGUUCGUCCUUCUCAGCGUUGCCGUUUUGGCCCGAGGAGCGAGUCUCCCAGACGGCACCACAGAGGCUGACUGUUCCCAGUACAGCAUGCCCAUGUGCCCCCGGAACUAUGAGCCAGUGUGUGGAAGCGAUGGCACCAGCUACUCUAACGAAUGCAUGCUGUGCUUUGAAAACAUGGAGCAGAAGAGUGACGUUCACAUCAGGCGUAAAGGAGAGUGCUGAACCAGACGUGACCGUCCAUCGUCUCAGCGACACACCAGGCCCUCAACAUUACUUUGAACCAUUUCCUGUUGCCUUGUCAAAACACUGACCUCUAUUCUAUUGCCUUCUAAACGCUGACGAGUCAGUAAGCUGUCUCAAUAUACUCAACACCUGUUUCCUUCUCCAAACCUUACGUGCUUUGUCAAAGUCUUCUGUAGAGCACUUAACCCUUCACUAGCUAGUCUUUAAGACUUGUGUAGUGUACUUCUUGGUAAUAAAAUGAUCAACUUGUAAAAUGGUAUUUUAAAUAGAGUAGUCUUCAUCGUGUUAGCUUCACUUGUCCACCUUUUUAUCUGUAAUUAAAACUAUUUUAACAGUCA